CCUGGGCCCUGUAAGAAUGAGGACCCCUUUCCUUCUCUUCUCAUGGUCUCUAUGGAGUGUGUGGGCCACAGCUUGCUGUUACCACUGCUACUGCCAGAUUGUAAGUUCCGAGAGUGUCGCUGUGUGUCUCCACACUUGGCUCCAGCUCCAGUAAAACCAGCUUCCCUGAAGAAUGGGCUCCUUGCCAACCAUGACCCUUUGUAGUCCACUGCUACCUGUGGAAUUGCACUUUUGACAUCUUAUCCUGAUGCAGAAGAAGGCUCUGCUCUACCUCAGCCUCAUGGUCCAGCUUGCGGGGUCCAGCCACAGAAGUCUGCAGCACAUUGGAACCCAGCCCCUUGUAGACAUCCUUGUUUGAAGUAGAGCCACCCGUUUUCUCUGGCUGGAUGGAGAGGUCACACCAGGAUACUUCCUUAUCCAGAAAAGAUGCUUGCACCCAGACUUACCCACCUAGGAGGAGGAUCAGACAUGCCCAAGUGCAGGAUGCAGGUCAGCUGAAGCUGUCUAUUGAUGCCCAUGAUCGGGUUCUGCUGCUGCACAUCAUAGAAGGUAAAGGCCUGAUGAGCAAGGAACCUGGCAUUUGCAAUCCCUAUGUGAAGAUUUCUUUGAUCCCGGAAGACAGCCAGCUCUGCUGCCAGACGACUCAGAUCAUUCCAGACUGCAGAGACCCAGCUUUCCACGAGCACUUCUUCUUUCCUGUCCCAGAGGAGGGUGAUCAGAAGCGUCUUCUGGUGACAGUGUGGAACGGGGCCAGUGAGACCAGGCAUCACGCGCUUAUUGGCUGCAUGAGCUUCGGGGUGAGGUCUCUCUUGAUGCCGGACAAGGAGAUCAGUGGCUGGUACUAUCUGCUAGGGGAGGACCUCGGCCGGACCAAGCACCUCAAGGUGGCUAGGCGACGGCUCCAGCCCCUGAGAGACAUGCUGUUGAGAAUGCCAGGCGAGGAGGACCCUGAGAAUGGGGAGAAGCUCCAGAUCACCAUCCGGAGGGGCAAAGACGGCUUUGGCUUCACCAUCUGCUGUGACUCUCCGGUCCGAGUCCAGGCUGUGGAUUCUGGGGGCCCAGCAGAGCGGGCUGGGCUGCAGCAGCUGGACACAGUGCUACAGCUGAAUGAGAGGCCCGUGGAGCACUGGAAAUGUGUGGAGCUGGCGCACGAGAUCCGGAGCUGUCCCAGCGAGAUCAUCCUGCUCGUGUGGCGUGUGGUCCCCCAGAUAAAGCCGGGGCCGGACGGCGGAGUCUUACGGCGGGCCUCCUGCAAGUCCACACAUGACCUUCUGUCACCCCCUAACAAGAGGGAGAAGAACUGUACCCACGGGGCCCCGGUGCGUCCAGAGCAGCGCCACAGCUGCCACCUGGUGUGCGACAGCUCCGAUGGGCUACUGCUUGGUGGCUGGGAGCGCUACACUGAGGUGGGCAAGCGCAGCGGCCAGCACACCCUGCCUGCACUGUCCCGGGCCACCACCCCUCCUGACCCCAACUACAUCAUCCUGGCCCCACUGAAUCCUGGAAGCCAGUUGCUGCGGCCUGUGUACCAGGAGGACGCUAUCCCUGAAGAACCAGGGACUACUACUACUAAAGGGAAAUCGUACACUGGCCUGGGCAAGAAGUCUCGGCUGAUGAAGACAGUGCAGACCAUGAAGGGUCACAGCAACUACCAAGACUGCUCAGCCCUGAGACCACACGUCCCACAUUCAAGUUAUGGCACCUAUGUCACCCUGGCCCCUAAAGUCCUGGUAUUCCCUGUCUUUGUGCAGCCCCUAGAUCUCUGUAACCCUGCCCGGACUCUCCUGCUGUCAGAGGAGCUGCUGCUAUAUGAGGGGAGGAAUAAGACUUCCCAGGUGACACUGUUCGUGUACUCGGACCUGCUGCUGUUCACUAAGGAGGAGGAGCCAGGCCGCUGCGACGUCCUGAGAAAUCCCCUCUACCUCCAGAGCGUGAAGCUACAGGAGGGUUCUUCAGAAGACUUGAAAUUCUGUGUGCUGUACCUGGCAGAGAAGGCAGAGUGCUUAUUCACUUUGGAGGCUCACUCGCAGGAGCAGAAGAAGAGAGUGUGCUGGUGCCUGUCGGAGAACAUCGCCAAACAGCAACAGCUGGCCACGACGCCUGCCGAGAGGAAGAAACUUCACCCUUACGGCUCUCUCCAGCAGGAGAUGGGGCCAGUCACCUCCAUCAGUGCCACCCAGGAUAGAAGCUUUACCUCAUCAGGACAGACUCUGAUUGGCUGAGCAAGCCCAAGGGCCGGACUAUGCUUCUGGCAACGCUGGGGUUUCCCCUAUCACACAGUAACCUCAUCUCAACUGGACCCAAAACAGAAGACCAAGAUGGUGGGCCUAGGGUCAUCUGGAGGGAGUGGUCCCAAGGGUGUGUGUGGACCUGGCAACAGGAGGGACAGUGGUAUGAGGGACCCUGUGGGUUUGUGCAGACUGGUACCAGGAAGUCCUGGAUGGAGAAGACUCCAAAGCAAGCUCCCUCCAGGAGGCUAAAUGGCACCUGGGUGCCUUCUUGGGCACAGCAGGAAAGAGGGAGAGGGCGCUCGAAUGGAAGAUGAUGCCUGUGACCCAUUUCUGCUGGAAGACAUCUCCCCUUCCCACUCCUGUUUCAUUCAAAUGGACGUAUUUACAUCCUUGGUCAGCGGGAACCCAGGGGACAUCUCCUUUGCGCGAGUAUAUGUGCUAGAGGAUACUGUGCUCCCAUCAAGAUCCCAGCCCUCCCUGUCCCAACAGGGAGAGAACACCAAAUAAAUUGACCCUGGUACAUGGCCGCACACUGCAAGCGUCUGUACAGAAACAUCACAGAUGUCUUCAGGCAGGGCAUUAUGUCUAGUUGCUAUGUGUGAGGUGUGAAGGGGAAUGAUACAGCUCGAUCUGAGGCCUACGAGCUGGAAAGGAGCUAGCUAGCCAAGGACUUUGGAGAGAGCAUCCCAGGCAGUGGAAAAAGCACAGGAAGAGAUGAGAAGGAGGGAGCACGGUGUGCUGAGGAGCAGAGGGAGGCUGGUGCAGCUGCAGCUUUGUGAGGAGGAGGAGGAGGAGGAUGGAGCCAGGCCACGCUAUUCCGGACAUAGACGGUGAUCGCUUUGUGGAUUCCUACCUUACAGUACGGAGCCAUAGAAGGAAGGCUUAAGGAAGGGUGUCACAGACUCCUCUGGGUGCAUAUCUACAAGAGCAGAUUGCAAUUAGGGGGGCCCAAGGGGCUAUGGGACUGGUUAGGGCUCCCCUUCAGGCCUCCAGGGUAAGGGAUGAUGGCGACUUGAUCUAGAGGGCACAGGGUUGGUAGGUAUUGGAAAGGUAGGCUCUGGGCUAAGGAGUGAUGACCGCUUACCCUUGCCUGCCCUCAUGCUCCACUGGGUCUUGCUAUCGUUGGUGUGAGGUUUGAGGUCUCCCUCCUCAGGACUCCUCUCCUCAGGCCAGAGCUUGAGCCAGUGUUGAGCUUUUGGGAAUGUCUGUGAGCACCAGAACAAUAAAGUUUAAUUUUCUCAUGAUGGGAAAGCUGGGUGGGGCCUUACGCUCUGAGAACUCCUGUUUUUUUUUUUUUUGUUUUGUUUUUUUGUUUUUUUUUUGUUUUGUUUCCUGUUGUUUUUGUUUUGUUUUUGCUUUCUGUAUGGCUUCUAAGGGUCAGGGCCAGGUGUGGCUGAGCAGCCUUUACAGAGACCAAGUGAAAGGAAUCUUGCCCAGGUCCAGUGAGGAGAGCCGGGGCUCUGGCUAGGUAGCUCAUCCUUUUCUAACUGUAGAGACCCAGCAGGUCAGAAUCUCAAGGCUGUGGAUCAGAGGGACAAGAGCCCUGUGCUAGGGAGUAUUUGUAGGUUUAGGUACUGAGCACUCAGAGAGAGAAAGCUGCAGUGAUGGCUAAGGCCAGAGGAAGCCCAGUCCUGGGUCAUAAGGAAGAUUUUUGGGCUCUUUUGAGUUUGCUAAACUGCCAGAGCCACCUGAACCCCUAAAUGGUGGCCCGGGAGAGAGUAUGUCCCUUAUUUUCCCUUUGUCCCUUCCUUCCAACAUUGGAAAAGUGAGCCAUGCUGAGUUAUCAGUCUAGCAGGGAGUGGGGUGGAUCUGCAGGAAUCAGGCUAACGCCCAGCCCAGCCAGGGAGGAUUGGCUUGGAUCAAGGGAUGGGUAGCACCACACCAGCAGCCAACCAGCAGCCCAUACGGUGAAUCCGAACAGCCGGGCCUGUGCAGACAGCCAGCUCCACAUUGAUUUCAUUAGAUUCUCUCACCUAAUGAUCGUGAAGCACAGGAGAACCAACCACCUGCGUGGGAAGUCAGCCGUCUUGCCUCACCUGGGUCUGGGGACCGACCUCUGUCCGACAGAUGGGUACAGAAGACAAGAAGGGCUCAGGAAAAUGGAGGCUCUGAACAUAACCCAUCCUUGCGGAUAGGCCGCUCUCCCUCAUAAGCUCCUGAGUAGAACAGAUUCUCCCAGCAGGCUCUCAGGCCUGCCGGCUGAUGGGCAAAGAUGACAGGUACUCCACUCCUGGCAGGUCCUGGGCUAGCUUGCUCAGUGACUGUGGUGAGCGGCGGCACCACGGCCAUCUUGCUUCAUGAAUCAAUGCGACAAUUAAUUUGGUGUUACGGCCCCGAGAAGAUGAAAUGUGACCCUGUGGCCUCCACUCCUCAGUCCAUCCCAGCUGUUUGAGAGGAUGAACAGCUCGAGAGGCGGCCUCUGAGAGCCAUAAUCACGGGAAACACGGCCGGGCUCCUCCCUGCCGCAUAAAUCAUUCUAAGAAGCACACAAUGACUUCUUUCCUGAUGGGCUAAUUGUCUUGGGUGGUGUCUCUGGCCCAGGAGCUGGGAGGUUGGGAGCACAACCACUUUAUUGUUGAAAGGCCAUCUGUGAGAUUUGAAUACAAAGUGCCUCUUUUA
Apodemus sylvaticus (European woodmouse) is the source of this 4850-nucleotide messenger RNA. It is a transcript of the gene Rgs3, whose product is annotated as regulator of G protein signaling 3. Gene Ontology annotation, molecular function: protein binding. The record is from RefSeq and is a predicted model, not a curated record. Bases 387 to 2222 code for a protein of 611 amino acids. Gene Ontology annotation, biological process: signal transduction. Gene Ontology annotation, cellular component: plasma membrane; nucleus. The transcript has 20 exons. NCBI's taxonomy places the organism in Eukaryota, Metazoa, Chordata, Mammalia, Rodentia, Muridae.